CAAGCACAUGACCUGCUUAGUUGUCCAAUCAGUGCCGCUAGUCUAUAGAAAAAUUACCACUGAAGUUCAAGAGUUCAUUUUAUACUGAAGACUUUGAGUUCGUUGUGAAAUGUUUGCUAUUUUCAAAGCCGUUUUCAUUAAGAUUACAAUAACGGAAAUCUCUGGUUAUUUUUCAACUCAUGCCAUCAUGUUAUUCCAUAAAGCAUGCAUCACCUGCUGUAGGAUGACGGUUGCUGCAGGUAUUGGCAUUGAAGUCAGAAAGCGAAAGUGAUUUAAUUUCCAUUCCACUGCGUGAACUGCGGUUUUUCUAGGGGUGCUUUCCUGGCCACCCAACAUAAGCCAAGAAGAAAACCCGCCUUUCAGUUCAAUAGAUAUGAACAUAUAUCUUGAAUCAUACCUGUAAUAUCAAAAGGCAAUAUCAUUAUAUUGAUUUCCUGAAAGGGAACACCUUAAAGCCUGGAAAACACUGUAGUUCUAUAAGAUCACUACACAAGAAGAGUAAGGUAAGCAACAAGAUAAAAGGCAAUCAGUAAAAAAUCAAAGAAGUACAGAAAAUCAUGAUGAAAAAGGGCUUUACAACAUGCCAAACUCUAUUUGUCUUACUGAUGACCAGCAAAUGUCUUUGCUUAACAAGACUUCCGUGCAAAUUCUACGCUGACUUCAGCAUUAUCCUGAACAAUACUGCUGACACAGGGACAGUCAUGAAAACAAUUUCUUCAAGGACUGUGCGACAGUGCACCCUCGAAUGUCUUUCUUGGCCUAAGUGUCUCUCUUUGAAUUACAAUCGCGGGACGAUGAAUUGUGAGCUACUGGAAAGAAGGUUCAACGAGAGCGUUCCAUUGUUGACGGAAAGGAAGGGGCAGGUGUACAUGACAACAGACGAUGGGGAAAUAAAUAAUGGACCUGUUUGUGAGAUUAAAUCUCCUUGCGAAAAUGGCGCGAAGUGCGAAGAUACAUGUGAUGAAAAGGGAUACAAGUGCAUAUGCGCCCCACUUUACUACGGAACACAUUGUGAAAAGUUGAAACAAGAUUGUGGAGACGUGAAAAAGUCUGGAGAAACAGUAAGCGGAGUCUACGAAAUUAAACCGGAUCACAAUUGGAAGGCCAACGUCUUUUGUGACUUUGUAUAUGGCAGUCAAGAUUGGAUCGUAUUUCAAAGAAGAAAAGAUGCCAGUGUCGACUUUUAUCGAAACUGGGCGUCAUACAAAAAUGGAUUUGGGGAUACGAGUGGAAAUUUUUGGAUUGGACUUGAUACAUUGCACAGACUGGCUGCUCCAGGGAGAGGGGCUAUUCUACGGAUCGACAUGAAACACCGCAACAGUCCAACAACUCAGUAUUAUGCAAAGUAUUCUUCAUUUGAAGUUGGUGACGAGGCAUCUGGUUACAAACUGCUUUCACGUGGAUACUCAGGUAAUGCCGGUGAUUCCAUGGCUACUCAUGAUGGCAUGAAAUUUACAGCAUACGAUCGAGACAACGAUACAUAUAUUGAUGGGAAUUGUGCCAACACCUAUAAAGGAGGCUGGUGGUACAAUGCAUGUCACCGUGUAAAUUUAAAUGGACUUUUCCCAACAACAAGCACAACAAGUGCAACAUACAUGAGUUGGGUUGAUACUUAUGGAAGUUAUGGCAACGUAUUAUUUUCAGAAAUGAAGCUCAAAUAUCACAGGUAUGAAUCAGGAGAGGAUUUGGUUUCGUAAGUGAGUUCUAUCAUAUACUUCCUAAACUGAGCAAUUAAGGCAGUAUAUGAUAGAGCUUACAGCCUGUAAGAAGGCAAUCUAUAUGACAUGAAUUUUGCUAAAUACAAAUUUAAAAGAUGAAACUUUGUUUACAAAUCAUCUGGUGCUUGAACAAGGUCAAUAUAUUUGAAAAUAUGGAUACCCCUUUACUCAUGAUGAUAGAAACAACUAUACUAUUUGAUUUCGAAAAUUUAUCAUCUUAUUCUGAAGACUAAAGUUCCUCUAUAUUUCUGAAUUUAAUAUUUUCCGUCCUCUUGUUGCAGGGGAUCUCGAUAAGACAAAGAAAUACGCAAAUUUAUAUGGAUUAUAUAGACUUGAUUUGGUGAUCUUUUGGAUGUUGAAAGGAGUAAUUUAGAGAGACUUUUGUUAACGAGCCUUGCUUUUAAAAACUCUUGCACCCUUGAGAGUAAUGUUGUUGUUGCUGUUUCAAUGUUUGUUGCCAGCAGCAAAGGUAGUGCAAAAUAUGGCUUAAUACAUGUUUUUGAUUGGGUGAGAUAGAAUAAAAGAAGAUGCUAAAUGGCGUUUAGCAUGACUCUGAAACUUCGGAAUAUCUUUAAUUCAAUGUUCCUUUUCAUGUCGGAUACUCUUUUUAUGUUGUAUCCCUGCAACUAACUUUAAAUAGCUUUGCUUCCAUACAAGUAGACAAACCCCUUAAGCAUCUAUGAAAGAGACCAUUGACUAUACAAUUGUAGUUAUCAUUUGAUAAUGCUUGCUGCAGUUCAUUGGAGGAUAUUGAUCCACUCCUAUCUUUGUCCACCCUGUAAAAAAGUUACAAUUAUCAUAUAAUGGUCUUUCAAUUUUCAAAAGAUGUUUAAUCUGAAAAAGCUUUACAAAAUAGCUAUAGAUUAAUAGUUUGAGUCAUACCCUUUCUUUCUAGGUGUUCCCCUAAGCCUGCAUCUCAAGCAGGGGUGUCAUGUAUAAAAAAAUGUAAGGAAACAUAUUUCUGAAUUUUGGAUGAACGAUAAAGCAGUCCUUUAGAUCAAGAUGGAUGGUCUGCUCCGUGCUGUUUGCUUUAGCUAUGGGCUGCUUGUGUUAGGAAUGCUCCAUGGUAUGCUGCAGCCUUGAAAAUGACUUGUAAUGAUUAAAUAUUAUUAAGCUGUCAACGCUUCUGCAAUAGACAUUCUAUAAUACACAUUCUGCAGUACACAACCAAAUCAUUGUACACAACGCACUGCACUUGCGAAAGACCACUGCUAUUAGACUUAAAAGCUAAAUUUUAUAUGAUUUGUAUUUGUGAGAAGCAAAUCUUUUGGUUUAUUCAGUAUUUUCUACCGCUCGGAAUAUCAUUCUAGCCAAAUAUACGAAGCCACUCACAAUCUCAAACAGGAUAACUUGCUUGCAGAAAUGAAAAGGUUGAAUAUUAGCAUUCUUGGUGUUGCUGAAACGCACUGGAAAAAAGAUAUGGAAGAGGCCUUCGAGUUAAACAACUAUAUUGAAAGCCUCUAGAAAUGACCACAUUCAAAGGGCAAGGAGUAGCCAUCGUUCUGGCCCAGGAUGUCUGAUUGACUAUCAGCUAGUUUCUGAAAGGAUACUGCAAGUUACUUUAUACCUUGAUGAGGGGUCGUUGACCAUAUUUCAAGUCUAUGCCCCUGAUUCAAGUUAGAGUAAUGUCGAAAUUAAUCUGUUUUACGAAAAGCUGCAAUACCAAUUCAACUAACGUCCUAAGAGAAGCACCCUGCACCCUGCUCGGAGACUCAAAUGCUAAUAUUAAUUCUGAUGAAUUUGUCAACCGUCUUGAUGUUGUUGGAAGAUUUGCUCUAGGAUGAUGUAAUGAAUUGGAGAAAAGCUCCUUCAGUUUUACGCUCUAAAGUUAGGGCUUGAGUAAAAUGAACACAGUCUAUAGGCACAACGAACAUAGAUUGGCCACAUGGGUAUCACCAGACGGACUGUCAUAAAGUGAACCUUCA
Molecule: messenger RNA, 3643 nt
Organism: Rhopilema esculentum
Lineage: Eukaryota; Metazoa; Cnidaria; Scyphozoa; Rhizostomeae; Rhizostomatidae
Source: RefSeq, a predicted model, not a curated record